AUGGUCAAUGCAUAUGAACUGUAUGGUAACAACCACAAGAGUGCAGCUUCGUUCUUACUGGCCCAAACCAUGAGUGGCUUCUUCUAUCAUCGAUUAUGGGGGACCUUGGGCAGGAUCUGCGGAAAAGAUCCGGUGUCCCCUAUCUUCCUUGAAUCAAACAAGCACAGUUGCUGGCACUACGGGGAUGGCAAUGCAGCUAGCAGUGUUCAGUCUGCUCGCAAAUGGUCGAAGCAAAGCAUGAUGGAAUCACGCAGCACAGUCUUUGGAAGAUUCAAGCCCGUCGAGAUUGGUACUCUAUUAAGUGGUGAUUCAUCUUCAUAG
This is a messenger RNA of Sclerotinia sclerotiorum 1980 UF-70, 321 nucleotides long. RefSeq lists its product with no specific name. NCBI's taxonomy places the organism in Eukaryota, Fungi, Ascomycota, Leotiomycetes, Helotiales, Sclerotiniaceae. The transcript has 6 exons. The record is from RefSeq and is a predicted model, not a curated record. The coding region runs from base 1 to 321 and encodes 106 amino acids.